CGGAGGGAUACGCGGCGCCGUAUAUAUAACGCGGGGCGCAGGCUCGCGGCGCGGCGGCGGUGCUGGGAGCCUUGCAGGCGCGGAGCCGUUAGCGCAGUUGGCGGCGGCGGCGGUCGGCGACGGCACAGCGCUCAGCGCACACGGGGCCCCAGCAGCAGCUGUAGCGGAGGCGCCCUGCGGUCCCGGCCCCGGCGCGGCCACCCUCGCUCUCUCGGCCUCCCUGCCUCGCUCGCACCAUGGCUGAUCAGCUGACCGAAGAGCAGAUUGCUGAAUUCAAGGAAGCUUUCUCCCUAUUUGACAAAGAUGGUGAUGGCACCAUCACAACCAAGGAACUCGGAACCGUCAUGAGGUCGCUGGGCCAGAACCCGACAGAAGCCGAAUUGCAGGACAUGAUCAACGAGGUGGACGCCGAUGGUAAUGGCACCAUUGACUUCCCAGAAUUUUUGACUAUGAUGGCUAGAAAAAUGAAAGACACCGACAGUGAGGAAGAGAUCCGCGAGGCAUUCCGAGUCUUUGAUAAGGAUGGCAACGGUUACAUCAGCGCCGCAGAGCUCCGCCACGUCAUGACAAACCUGGGAGAGAAACUGACAGAUGAGGAAGUCGACGAGAUGAUCAGAGAAGCUGACAUCGAUGGAGACGGACAAGUCAACUACGAAGAAUUCGUACAGAUGAUGACUGCAAAGUGAAGACCUACUUUCAACUCCUUUUUCCCCCCUCUAGAAGAAUCAAAUUGAAUCUUUUACUUACCUCUUGCAAAAAAAAAAAAAAAGUUCAUUUACUCAUUCUGUUUCUAUAUAGCAAAACUGAAUGUCAAAAGUACCUUCUGUCCACACACACACAAUCUGCAUGUACCGGUUGGUGGUCCUGUCCCCUAAAGACCAAGCUACACAUCAGUUUUCCGAUAUAAAUACUCGUCCUACCUUAACAAUAAGGAAGCACUUCGUGGACUCCUGGCAGGUCCAUCUGCUCGUGAUUAGUGACACUGUUUGGGCUGGCCAGUUUUUCAUGCAUGCGGCUUGACAAUUGAGCACAGUCAGGCGUUUGUAUUAAAAAUGAAAAAGUGAAAAAAACAAAUUCAAAACCUACUCAGAGGGGUUCUAGUUCAAAUUGUUAGUAUAAAUUGUUGUAGCUGGUUUACUGAGAAGAGGCAUUUAGAAUUGGUUCGCCUCAGGAUGCCGUGUGGGCAACUGUCCAGGCGGAGCCCCCCUGCUGCAGGGCCGGCCUCUCUAACGCCCCCCGGCGACCGUGACGCACGCUGGCGGCGUGCCUGUCUGUGUCUGCAGCGUUGUCCGCGUUGUGCUGAGUGGAAUGGGUGUCAGGCUAUCACCAUUCAUACAAAUUUUUAAAAAGAAACUUUUAUCAAGGGAGCAUCUUUGGACUCUCUGUUUUUAAAACCUUCUGAACCAUGACUUGGAGCCGGCAGAGUAGGCUGUGGCUGUGGACUUCAGCACAACCAUCAUCAUUGCUGUUCAAGAAAUUUACAAUUUACGUCCAUUCCAAGUUGUAAAUGCUAGUCUUUUUUUUUUUUUUCCAAUAAAAAGACCAUUAACUUAAAGUGGUGUUAAAUGCUUUGUAAAGCUCAGACCUAAAUGGGGACGAGCCAGUCGGAGGGGAGGCCAGUGUACCUUUAAAAAUACCCUUGGCCCAGUAUUGGGUACCCCCCACCCACACAGACACGCAUCCCAGCACCAACCACUGAGCUUGAGACCUUUCCCCAAACCAAGCGGAUACUGAUGGCUUCGUCUUGUUAUGGACAUGUAGGGCCACUUGUACUUUCACUGGGGGGAGGGAAGUGGAUCAUGGUAACUUACUGGUUGUUCAGGCAGCAGAGCUCUUAAAUGAAGGAAAAAGCCCACUUUCUCAAGCAUGUGUUUAGGGGUUCUUAUUAAUUGUGCUGCUGGUUACAUGUUGUACGUAACUUUGAGACCAACUGUGCAAGAGAUGAUCCAGUGCGUCUGUGACUGAACCCUUGCUGUGUGUGGUGGAAGCAGUGGUCACUUUUCUAAGCCAGUCUCUUCAUGCCUAAAGGACACCACCAGUCACCUUUUGAUGCACAAUUUUUAAUUUAUGAUUGUACUUAACUUGACUUCACUCCUCCCCGCCCCCUGCCCCCAAUAGAACCAAUUCUAACCUCCAACUUGAAAGUAAAACUCCAGCCCAGAGGGAAUUUUGUAUUUCUUUACAGAACUGUAACUGAAGCUAAGGAGAUGCUGGUACUGACCUUGGCGGUGCGAUUGGUCUGCCUAAACGCCCCCUGAAAAGGAAUUGGAUUCAGUGCAGAGCUCUUUCUGAAGGCUGAGUGUGCAUUUUUCAGGGUGUUAACUGGUGGCAUGUUAUUAGGAGAUUGGGUUUUGAGUAUUCCUGUAUGGGAGGUCUGACUGCCCAGGAACAGCAGCAGGCUGCCAGUGAGGCGAUGGGACGCGCUCUGCAGCCCGUCGGGUGCCUUCAGGGUUGGUUUAUGGAGACCCUGCGCCUCUCAUCUGCUCCCUGCCUCUCUGGCGUUUUGCAGCGCCCUGAUUUUCCCCGCCAGAGGGGUGGGUCCGAGCCACGGAGAGGAGCCCGCCCCUCCGCUUGGCUGCUGCUCUCUGGGCUGGGUGGUUGGUAGAAGAGAGGUUGGCGUCGUGGGCGAGGCUUGGCUUCUGUAACUCCCUGAAUCUGGAAGGAACGUCAGUACCGUGGAGGUUUUCUCCCGGUGAGAUAGGAAUGGGGUUUCUGGUUCAAGGAAUUGGAUAACCUGGAUGUUUCUUGCCAGGAGGUCAAGUAGCAAGACUGUUGACCCGUUCUCAGGCCUGUGGCCGAUGAUCUCUUGGUAGCUUUAAAAAGGGUAAAGGACGAUUUGGCUUGUUUUUCAGGAACUUUGCCUUCUGUCCUGGCCCUCUCGCCAUGGGGUGGACUCUGUGUUGGUCCCGUAGGCUUUCCUAAAAGACUACCCUUGAAGCCAGGUUCCUAAGUGGCUGGCCAGGAUCCUGUUUGGGAGCCGGAAACGUACCCCCAAGGGGUGCUGAGUUCCAGUUUGGCCUCAAGGGGAAGCCUAGUCCACUGGGGCCUUUCUGGCCUUGGGGACAACCAGCCCCCUAGGGUUAGGUGUCCCCAGUCCACGGGGGCUUGUGAGGACAUAAGCUGGGCGAGGGGGCGCGACUCUGAAACUUGGCCAGAACCUUCCCGUAAACUCUGGCCCCACUUCUAACUGCUCUAUAAACACAGAUACAUAUAUUUAUAUAUAUAUACAGAGUGACUGACUGGCAUCCGCUUGAACCUGAGACUUGCCAUAAAAAACUGCUGAGCCCUUGGCGCGCACGCUCAGCUUCGUCCUCCAUCUGUUCGGGGUAGGUGUCGAGCAAACGUGUCUUGAUAUUUCAGAUGAGUUUCUGAUGCACUGUUGCCAAGGAAGGCUUUUUUUUUUUUUCCUGAUUUUUUGACAAACGAAUUUUUUGCACACUUUAAAUUGGUGACUUUUGGCAACUUUCAAACACACUGAAAACUAGCUGCUGUACAUAUUUUUAUACCCUCUUUAUAAGCGCAUGUUUGACUGUACUCGUGACCACGUCGUGACGCGGGGCUGUCCAGUCGGCCUGGCGUGGCUCGGGCCGUUGGAGAAGCGGUGUGACUAGCGGCCCCUCAGCAGUCCCGGGAACUUCCUCCUGAACAGAGUGAAUUUGGUCAAGGCUGCUCCUGGUUCAUUCAGCCGUUUUCAGCAUUUGAAGUAAUUACUGUAUAUUCUAAAUACACCCAUCCUUUUGGCAGUGACUAGAUUUCCACGAAUGUGUCUUACUAUAUCCUUCAGCUGGCAGUUACUCUUAGCUCUUACUGACCCCUUGAAGCUGUUCUGCAGGAGACAGAAGCUCUUUGCAGUCUGUAUCCCUCGGAGGAAGAAGGUAGUGGCGUGGGUGGAGUGUGUGUUCUUUCUCCAGAUUUAUUAUAAUGUUCAUUAAACACGUCUGUAGCCAAGAUGGUGGGGGUCCUCUUGUUACGGAAGUGACCCUUCACCGUGGCGAUUUGUGAAGGAGAUGCACUUGAACGUUGCUGUAAAUCUUGAGAUAAACUGUUUGGAGAUUUAACCGCCUCUCUGAUGGGGGACCAACUCUAUGGAAAUUGUAAAUAAGUUUUAUUUAUAAACCUGGCACUGUAUUCAAUAAACAUUUCUGCAGCCUUUCAUCUCUAA
Messenger RNA from Capra hircus (goat), 4162 nucleotides. RefSeq names its product calmodulin 1 (gene CALM1). Lineage: Eukaryota; Metazoa; Chordata; Mammalia; Artiodactyla; Bovidae. Gene Ontology annotation, molecular function: calcium ion binding. Bases 237 to 686 code for a protein of 149 amino acids. The record is from RefSeq and is a predicted model, not a curated record. The transcript is spliced from 6 exons.